AUGUCUCAAGCUAUUGGCAAGACAGCACUAGCUUAUGCGCGAGUAUGGCAUCUUGUAGAUGCAAAGCAACGCAUACUCGGUCGCUUAGCUACACAAAUUGCAAUAACACUCAUGGGCAAACAUAAACCAAUAUAUGAUCCAGCAUCGGAUUGUGGAGAUUAUGUGGUAGUCAUAAAUGCAAAAGAAAUUGCAGUAACGGGUCGGAAAGCCGAACGAAAGUUAUAUAGACACCAUACUGGAUAUCCCGGUGGGCUGAAAGAAAUUAAUUUCAAUCAGUUGCAACAGAAGAAACCAGAAGAGAUAAUUCGAAAAGCAGUUUCCGGCAUGUUACCAAAAAAUAAAUUACGGAAUGACAGACUGGCUAGGUUGCUCAUAUUCCCGGAUGAGAAACAUCCGUAUGAGCAUAAUAUCAUGAAAAUUCAUGACCCCGAACUGGCAAGAAUUCUCGCGCCAGAAGGGAUUGAUCACAAGGCAACGGAAAAGCCAAAUAUAGAGACGACAUCUUCACCGGCGAGCAAUAUAGCAAAAGACAAUUUGAUAAGCGGAAAUAACACGAAGAUAUCUCGGCCAUACAGAACUUGGCCCAAGAAUCCCAAGGCAUAUAUUCCACAAUGA
Molecule: messenger RNA, 615 nt
Organism: Paraglomus brasilianum
Lineage: Eukaryota; Fungi; Glomeromycota; Glomeromycetes; Paraglomerales; Paraglomeraceae
Source: the annotation of a GenBank genome assembly